AUGCAACGGUAUGGGCGGGGAACACGGUGGGGUUCGAUCAUCACUCCAGAGGCUCUGAACCAGAUGAUAACGCAAAAUGCGGUGCGAUGUGUCAAAGUUGCCUUGGAGGGCCAGGCACCUGAGCUGGGUAGGUGCCGGGCCGGUCCCAAUGUCAUGACCCAGUAUGGUUACUUCCCCCUCCAUCGAGCUGCUGAAAUGUUCUCCGUUGACAUGAUUGAGUUGCUCAUUCGCCACGGUGCGUCGGCCAAUCUACGAACAGCAGGUGCCGAGGUAAUUGAGGGACUACUCCCACUCCAUGUUGCAGUCGACAACACGUGCAUGCAUAAGUAUCUGGAAGACAGUUUGUUCCCAAACCGUGAGGAUCAGUAUUACAAUGAGCAUCGGGAUUGCAGUGAGGCAGAUGCAAACUAUAUCUUCAGGCUCAUCUAUCUUUUGUGCCUUCCUGAAAUGAAGAUCUUUUUGGACACCACAAGGCUGGUCGCAAAAUACACAGAUAAUCUACUGGUUGAGCUCUGGAACUACAUAAAAGAUGGAAAGCUUGCCCAGACAGCCAUAUUGCUCCUGGCUGCUCAACAACAAAUCCGCAUGGGAACUUCCCGCAAGAAAAAAGGAAAUAGUAAACCUGAUGGGUUUCCUACUAUCUGUGAACGUAUUUUGGAUAACAAUAUUACCUUACAGUUGGAAAAAGGCCAAAAUGGAAUAGAACAGGAGCAAGUGGAUGCAAAGAUAAAACUUAAUCAUACCGCAAUGAUGCUUGUUCGUGUCAUUUCAAAAGCUGGUGAAGACCUUGAUUCAUACAUUCGAAAUCAUCUAGAGGUGCCCUACUUCAUGCAGGUGCCCCAUUUAGAGGUCCUCGAACGUGUUUCGUCGAUUCUCAAGGAUAAUGUUUGA
Molecule: messenger RNA, 891 nt
Organism: Lolium rigidum
Lineage: Eukaryota; Viridiplantae; Streptophyta; Magnoliopsida; Poales; Poaceae
Exons: 4
Coding region: 1-891 (296 amino acids)
Biological process (GO): positive regulation of protein catabolic process; protein ubiquitination
Molecular function (GO): protein binding
Source: RefSeq, a predicted model, not a curated record